Messenger RNA from Fimicolochytrium jonesii, 1020 nucleotides. RefSeq names its product snRNA-activating protein of 50kDa MW C terminal-domain-containing protein. NCBI's taxonomy places the organism in Eukaryota, Fungi, Chytridiomycota, Chytridiomycetes, Spizellomycetales, Powellomycetaceae. Gene Ontology annotation, biological process: snRNA transcription by RNA polymerase II; snRNA transcription by RNA polymerase III. The record is from RefSeq and is a predicted model, not a curated record. The coding region runs from base 1 to 1020 and encodes 339 amino acids. Gene Ontology annotation, molecular function: core promoter sequence-specific DNA binding; RNA polymerase II cis-regulatory region sequence-specific DNA binding; bent DNA binding. Gene Ontology annotation, cellular component: snRNA-activating protein complex. The transcript has 5 exons.
AUGAACCGUCCAACAAAACUCGUGAACAUCAGUGAUUUCCGGAGCAAAUCAGGGCGAGUCCUCGCUUCAACUACAACGGAAUACAAGUUGAGCGCAGCGAAGCAGGCGGACGUGCGAAAGAGAUGCGAUACGACUUUUGUCCCGCCCGUGGAACCAUUGGGGGAGGAUGUGGAGGUUGGUGCGGGGGCAGCGGCGGCGUCGGGGAAGGAGAAGGCGUCGUCUAGGGAGCCUAUUGACAGAGGGUUGGAUGGGGAGGAGCCGUCUGAGCCCUCGGAUGAUGAGUGGGAGGAUGAGGAAAGGGAAGGCGAGCUUACUACAAUCCCACCCGACGAAGUCAUCCUAACCGCCUCCUUCUACAACCGGCACAAAAACCACGAAAAACGGCUCGCGACCUUCGACGUCCUCGGAUCACAGCCGUUAACCGUCCUCCGCGACGCAUUCCACUGCCCGACUGACUUUUUGCACCUGGAUGACGACGAGCCGACCGUGUUGAAUACCCUGAAACGGCGGACGAGCCCGUCGUAUUUCUUUAUCGAGGAUGUGUUUUAUAACGAUUUGAGGGAUCCGGAUGCUGAGGAUUAUAGCAAAAAGAUCAUCGAGUGGGUACAUCAGGAUGGUCGUCACAAACAGCGCAGGUUAGCGGCGUACACGAGCAAGGCGAUGACGGAUGUCACGUUUGGGGAGCUCUGCGUCCGGCCGGGGUUCGCAUACCUGUUCGUUCACCAGGGGUGCUGCCAGCACGUUCUCUACUUCGAUGAGAUCAGAUCGAUCACCCCCGCCGACCCUCAUAACCCCUCCAAAUAUCCCCGCGCAAUCCUCGUGACUAAAGCACGCGCGACAGCAACCUCGCGGUGCCAGGUGUGCGAGUACCGUAUCGCCGCUUGGGUAACACUAGGAGACGUCCGAGCAGACUGCGACCCGUGCGUGUGGUGCCAGGACUGCUUUGAGCGGUUCCAUUUCAAUGCAGAUGGGACACCGGCGUAUGAGUUUGAGUACCAUGGGUAUCGGUUGGGUGAUUAG